AAUUAAGGGAGUGCCCAUAACACUUAUCGAAAGUAUCGGAAAUUAGAGUUCCAUUUUUGCAUUGAUAAUUUUGCAAAUGCAUACCAUUUUUCGAGGCCCGCUGCUAUACCGCCGAUUUUGCCAAAUAAUUGUACCCAAAGCACUGCCCAGAAAUUACAUUCAUCAAGGAUUGCCUUUCAAUUUAACUAGAGCCAUGCCAAGUACCUUGUCCGCAAAGCUCGCCUAUCCAAUUGCUCGGAAAGAUGAAACCGUGGCGGAGGACUUUCAUGGCACCCAGAUCAAGGAUGUGUACCGUUGGCUAGAAGACCCGGACUCAACCGAAACCGAGGCAUUCGUGAACGCCCAGAACAGCAUAAGCCGGCCCUUCCUCGAGAAUGGAGACGAAUGGAAGAAGCUGAACACGAAGCUCACCAAGCUGUGGAACUAUCCCAAAUAUGGAUGCCCCAUGCGAUAUGGCGACUAUUACUAUUACUUCAUGAACACUGGCCUGCAAAACCAGAGCGUCAUGUACCAGCAGAAAUCGCUGGGUGACGAGAGUGAAAGCAAGGUGUUCCUGGAUCCAAACACUCUGUCCGAGGAUGGUACCAUCGCCCUGACCCAGAAGUCCUUCUCCGAGGAUGGCAAGUACAUGGCCUAUGGGCUAAGUGAAAGUGGAUCCGAUUGGAUCAAGAUUCUUAUUCGAGAUGCGGAGACUGGAAAGGAUCUGAGCGAGGUUCUCGAAAAGGUAAAGUUUUCGGAGAUUUCGUGGACAAAAGACAAUAAGGGAUUUUUCUAUGGUAGAUAUCCUGACCAAGAUGGAAAAACCGAUGGAUCUGAGACUAAACAAAAUGAGAAUCAGAAGUUGUACUAUCAUCGAGUUGGAGAGAGUCAGGACAAAGACACACUUGUGGUCGAGUUUCCGGAAGAGCCUUCGUGGCGCAUCCAAUCCACCGUCUCAGAUUGUGGAAAAUACUUGAUUCUGGCCAUUGUUAAAGAUUGUCGUGACAACAUCGUGUUCUAUGCUGAUCUUACGCCAGGUGCGGAAAUAAACUCCAAGCUGAAUGUUAAGAAAAUAGUGGAAAAGUUCGAGGCGGACUACGAUUACAUUACGAACGAAGGCUCGAAGAUUUUCUUCCGUACAAAUAAAAAUGCACCAAAUUACCAAGUUAUUGCCAUAGAUUUCAAUAAUCCAGCGGAGGACAAAUGGGAAACGCUCAUAGCCGAGCACAAGUCGGAUGUUUUGGACUGGGUUAAGUGCGUUGAUGCUGAUAAACUGCUCGUUUGUUACAUAAGGGAUGUGAAGAGCGUAUUGCAAGUGAAUUCUCUGAAGGAUGGAACCCUGUUGCGUGAAUUCGACUUGGAUAUCGGCACCAUUGUGGGAACCUCUGGAGAGAAGAAAUAUUCCGAAAUAUUCUACAACUUUUCGUCCUUUUUGAACCCCGGCUCUAUUUAUCGUUAUGAUUUUAAGACACCUGACCAGUCGCCUUCAGUAUUCCGCGAAAUUAAACUGAAUUUAGAAGGAUUCCGUCGCGAGGACUACGCCGUUGAGCAGAUAUUCUACAAGAGCAAGGAUGGCACCAAGGUUCCGAUGUUCAUAAUUAGAAAAAAACGUGAUAGUGUUGUGCCGCGACCAUGUUUGCUUUACGGAUACGGUGGCUUCAACAUCAGCAUGCUGCCUUCCUUCGGACUAUCAGGGCUUAUGUUCAUAGACACUUUUGAUGGUGUGCUCGCCUAUCCGAAUCUGCGAGGUGGUGGCGAAUAUGGCGAGAAAUGGCACAAUGGCGGUCGCCUGCUGAACAAGCAGAACGUAUUUGAUGACUUCCAGUCAGCUGCCGAGUAUUUAAUCGAGAAUAAGUACACGACCAAGGAUCGUUUGGCCAUUCAGGGUGGUUCCAACGGAGGCCUUUUGGUCGGAUCCUGUAUCAACCAACGUCCGGAUUUGUUUGGAGCUGCUGUGGCUCAAGUUGGUGUCAUGGAUAUGUUGCGCUUCCACAAGUUCACAAUUGGUCAUGCUUGGUGCUCGGAUUACGGCAACCCAUCGGAGAAGGAGCACUUUGACAACCUGUACAAGUUCUCUCCGCUGCACAACGUGCACACUCCGAAGGGCGCCGAAAUGGAGUACCCAUCUACUCUGAUUCUGACCGCCGACCACGAUGAUCGUGUCAGCCCCUUGCAUUCGCUGAAAUUUAUUGCGGCCCUUCAGGAAGCUGUUCGUGACUCCAAGUUCCAAAACAAUCCGGUUCUGUUGCGGGUCUACCAGAAAGCAGGCCAUGGAGCUGGCAAGCCGACAUCGAAGAGAAUCGAGGAAGCCACCGAUAUUCUGACUUUCUUGUCCAAAAGCCUCAACGUCGACACAGUCAACGUUUGAGUGGUUAACCAUAAACAAAUUGCAUUUCUCAAGGUCGAGUAAAAACCGCGUAUAUAAAAUGUAUUCAAUAUUUUCACAAAUAAACUAUACACCCAAAUGAGA
This is a messenger RNA of Drosophila yakuba, 2449 nucleotides long. RefSeq names its product prolyl endopeptidase. The record is from RefSeq and is a predicted model, not a curated record. The transcript is spliced from 10 exons. Gene Ontology annotation, molecular function: oligopeptidase activity; serine-type endopeptidase activity. NCBI's taxonomy places the organism in Eukaryota, Metazoa, Arthropoda, Insecta, Diptera, Drosophilidae. Gene Ontology annotation, cellular component: cytosol. Gene Ontology annotation, biological process: proteolysis. The coding region runs from base 77 to 2347 and encodes 756 amino acids.